GACGAUUUCAUUCUGCUGCGACCGCAAUGUCAAAAUGGCUGCGGAGGAAAACAUGGUGAUCAAGCGAAGCAGUUCUUUACAACGCCUCCUUGCCUCCAUAAAACAACACCGAGAACGUGACAGUAAACGUAGUAGCUCCAACAGUUCAGAGGAUGGUUUUGUAGUAGUCAAUUCUUCAAAGGAAACCUUUUGGACUAGGAUAUUUUCACAGCAUUUUCUAGAAGGUGGAGGAGAUGGUAAUGACGCAAGAGAUGACAUGAUGUUUUAUGUGAAGAAAAAUUUAGGAGGAAAAAGUAGACUAACAGCUCAGGCUGAUAUAGAUGUAUAUAGAAAAGAUUCAAAAAAGCUUCCCACUUUAGGAGACCCUGCCAUCGACUGGGAGGAAACUGUGUACUUAAAUGUAAUUUUACAUCAAAUAGAAUAUCAACUUACCUGUGCAGUAUGUAGCAGAACAGGGGAUAAAGAAUUACAAAUACUCAAAAAAAUUAGCCAAAAAGUAUAUGCAUCUCCUAGUCGUAGGCAAAUGGAAAGUAAAGGCACAGAAGAAAUAAUGACAUACCCAGAUAUAUUUUUCAUGAUAGAUGAUUUUGAAGAGAUAUUUAGUGACAUUAUAAUCCGUGACAGUGAGAUGGUAUGUGUAGAACUGGUGGCCAGUGAUCGUAUGGGAGAGCACCAUGGAGUGAUAUUCCUGGGCUCAGUGCGAUAUGAUGCUCUCAGGAGGGUUUAUGAUACUAGGGCUAGUCUAUCCCACAGAAUGGCCAGUUCUAUGUCCCUAGGUUUAUUUAGUGGUAAUCGUAGGGUAGAAUUCUUAAAAAUGCGUGGUCCAGGGAGUAAAGGUUUUGCCGAGAUGGCAGUGAGCAGGGUGCAAGGGACAGGAGUAGACACACCUGCUUCAACACCAGACUCUGAGAAUUUCCCAGAAAAUGGCUUUGAAGAGGCUCCGAACCCACCACAGAGGCGAAUGAGUGAUCCUAGUCAAGCCAUUCAGUGGGUGAAGAGUAGCUUCAGGAGAGGCAUGAAAAAGUCCCAGUCAGCACAGGAGAACGUGGACGAUGUCAGCUCAAAUAACUGCCAAGAAGUUGAAGCUUCCAACUUACUAGAUGGUAAUACUAUACUGAAAACAGGCGUAGAACUUACUAAACCAGAUAACUACGGCUUCAUAGGGAAAUCAUUUGGGCAGGCCUGGCACUGGUUUAAAGAAAGACGGCGUGCAACUUCGCCGGCACUGAAUGCCUACCUCACUUAUGUCACAUUACCAUGGCACUUAAUUAUAGCUGAUGUCCUUGAACCUAGGCAACAACCUGUGUUGACAUUUUAAAUGGUGCUGUCAAAUAAUUGGUGCUUAUUCACGUGUGCAACUCGGGGCUAGAUAUGGUAUGCAUGUGUAGCAGAGAAGCUCUUCGUCAAAGGAAUGCUGGUUAGAAAGCCUGGCUGACCAGCGAGCACAAAAAGGAACUCAGAAAACCUGGGACCUGGUUGUAUAACUAUUGAAUGAACUUGGUAUGUUAUUAUUUGGAUGUGGUAAUAGGAAAAAAAUGGAAGCAUAUUAUUCAAGGUUAGUUUAAAUGAAAGGGACAGUUACUGGGCAUGAAAUAUUUGACUGCAGGAUUUAGAUUCAGUUGCUGGGGAGGUAACAGUAAAGAAAUUGUUGUUUGAAAAGACUCUAGAAGGAAACCUAUUUAAAAUUUAUUUUAAUCUGUCAAAAGAAAACCAAAUUUAACCAGUAAAAAGAUACCUAAAGAGCUGCUUCAUGGUUUACUGCUUUAUAUGAAAUAGGACUGGCAGAAUUCUGGAAGUUUUACCAGAUAUUGGUGACUUAUUGCACUUUGAUGAAGAGAAAAGUUGAAAAUGAAGAUGCGCAUUCCUUGAUGUUUGAGCACCGAAUUUAAUCAUUCCACAACAAAGAAAACUUUGUUUUCAUUUAAUUAUUGAAAAUUCCACAUCGUUUACAGAAUUUGGUUACCAUUAUUGGUAUAAUUUUUAAAUAUUGCCAAGUGCAUUCAAGUGAAAUUAUUUAUUUUUUAAGAUAUUUGAUGUGGCACCUCAAUUUGUAGGGUGGAUUUUAAGAUGGAUGGAUGAAGACUUAAUGUGGUUGGCCUAUGUUUAUUGUCCUUGCAAUUAUUAUUCUGUUGUGAAAAGUGGCUGUUUGUAUUCUGUAUUGCCAUUA
Molecule: messenger RNA, 2167 nt
Organism: Lingula anatina
Lineage: Eukaryota; Metazoa; Brachiopoda; Lingulata; Lingulida; Lingulidae
Source: RefSeq, a predicted model, not a curated record